AGAAGGAAGAGGAAGGCAGGCAUCAUGGAGGACGAGCUGUACCUGGAGAACAUCGACGAGUUCGUCACGGACCAGAACCGCGUCGUGACCUACAAAUGGCUCAGCUACACCUUGGGUGUUCAUGUCAACCAAGCUAAGCAGAUGCUGUAUGACUAUGUGGAAAGAAAGCGGAAGGAGAGUCCGGGAGUCCAGUUGCACGUCACCUAUUUGGUAGCAGGCAACCUCGUUCAGAACGGACACACAUGCCACAAGGUUGCAGUAGUGAAGGAAGAAAAGCUAGAAGCUAUGAAGUCAAAGCUGUCCACAGUUGCCAGUGUUCACGUCUACAGCAUCCAGAAAGCCACCUUGAAGGAUAGUGGCCCACUGUACAGCACAGACUAUGAUAUCAUCAAAGCUAACCUGCAGAACUGCAGCAAGUUCAGUGCCAUUCAUUGUGCUGCUGCCAUUGCGCGUUCUGCAGCCGAAAUGGCUCAGGUUGAAACCCCAGCACCAGCGAAUGCUCAGAUGCCGCCUGGGACAAAUGGUGCUGGCACCACCGCCACCCAUGUGGUAAAUGGCCAGGCUCCAAAGGUUUCGUCAAAGCAGGCUGCCCCGCAGGCCAAGGGCAUCAUGGGAAUGUUUGCAUCAAUGUCUGCCGCCACCAGCAAACCCCAAGAGACGCAGAAAGAAGCAAAACGGGAGGUGAAAGAGGCACCAAGUGCCUCGGCAGGAAGCAGCAAGGUGCCUGCAAAAGUAAACGUGCUGAAUAACUUCUUUGGAAAGGCUGCAGUGAGUAAAGAUGGCAAAGGCAGCGCUGAAGCAGAGCAGCAAAAGGAGGAGAAACCAGCAGCCAAGUCUUCGGCGUCUUCAGCGGAAGCCAAAUCACCUCCCGGUGCUCCAGCUCUUGAGAAAGCCAAAAAGAAAUCAGAGCCUGCGAAAGGGCAGAUGAAAGACAAGAGAAGAGCAAAACGGGCAGAGAUAUCGGAUGAUGAAGAGAAAAAAGGUGGAAAUUUGAAGAAAAAGAGGCGUCGAAUCAGGCAGCCUCAGUCGGACAGCAGUGAUGAAGAAGACGUGCCAGAGUCCCCUCUCACUCCUGAAGAGAAAGAGGCUUCCCCAGAGCCAGAACCAGAGCCUGUGAAGCCGGACUCAGACCCCGAGAAGACAGAGGCUGCACCGGGCGACGAGAAACAGAGGCGGAACCGGAGGCGGAAACGAGUGCUGAAGUCCAAAACGUUUGUUGACGAGGAAGGCUGCAUGGUGACCGAAAAGGUUUACGAGAGCGAGUCCUGUACAGACAGCGAAGAAGAUUUCCGGUCCAAGCCCCCCUCGGCUCCUAAACCACCUGCUGGGGCCACAAAGAAGGAGCCCAAAGAAGAGAAAAAGGGGGCCAAGAAAGGGGUGUCUGUGGCCAGCAAAGCCAACAAGCAAGCCUCCAUCAUGGGCUUCUUCCUGAAGAAAUGACCUCCCGUUGCGCUCCAGCGUGGAGGCGUUGCUUGAGAUCAAAAACACACGUACUUACUGUGUAAGUGAGAGAACAGGACCGGGAGCCACUUGAGGAACGCUUUUGUGGCUGAACUGAACAGAAAUAAGCUGCCAGAGACAAGAUUUUGUGUGCAUCAGAUUGCCGUGUUCCAAAUGUGGGAGACAGCAUCACAUGGAUUAUGACUUUAUAUAUGUAUUUUCAGAGCUGCCCAUGCUUGACACAAGCUGUACAAAUCCUUUCGUUUUCUUGGUGAUGGAUUCAGAUUACAUGAUGGAGACUUUUGAGAGCUGUUAUUGGGAAGGAAAAUUAUACUGAUUUGUAGCAGGAGGCCGAAGCAAGGGUCAUGGGAAUCACAAUAACCCAUGUACAACCAAGGCACCACAAUAGGAAGAAUAAGAAAUUAUAUUUCGUAAUUCCUCCAGUGUAUUAAGAUAUUAUUUCUGCAGUUUCCUCUUCUCUGGAUGCAGACGGUGGCAGAAUGCAUUGUGUUAAGGCAACACUUGACCUCUCUUCUCUCCUGAUUUGACAUUGCAAACACCACAAACGAUGAGCCUGACAUAAUAACAUAAGUUGCCCACCCAGAACUGAUUUGCUUCACCUUCUCAAAUGUUGGAUGUUUUAGGAAGUCCUGGAACAACCAAGCGUCUUCUUAAUGUUUUUAUUUUCCUUCAAAGCACCAACUUUGCAGAUGUUGUAAAAACUAUUGUGGCAUUUUGUGUAGGCAGAGAGUGCCUUCGUUGAACUAAGAGCAACUUUUUCCUGUAAUAAAGAAACUACUUAGAAUCACAA
Molecule: messenger RNA, 2251 nt
Organism: Anolis sagrei ordinatus
Lineage: Eukaryota; Metazoa; Chordata; Lepidosauria; Squamata; Anolidae
Gene: POLD3
Product: DNA polymerase delta 3, accessory subunit
Biological process (GO): DNA strand elongation involved in DNA replication; nucleotide-excision repair, DNA gap filling; DNA synthesis involved in UV-damage excision repair
Cellular component (GO): delta DNA polymerase complex; nucleus
Molecular function (GO): DNA-directed DNA polymerase activity
Source: RefSeq, a predicted model, not a curated record